GCAGCGGUUGGUUCGCGGCCUCUUUGGUGGAGCUGCCCAGCCGGACCCCCUAUCCCAUCCCUGUGUCCCCUCCUGCCGCGGCCCGAGAUGGCGGAUCCAGCCGAAUGCAGCAUCAAAGUGAUGUGCCGGUUCCGGCCCCUCAACGAAGCGGAGAUCCUCCGCGGGGACAAAUUCAUCCCCAAAUUCAAAGGCGAGGAGACGGUGGUGAUCGGGCAAGGGAAGCCGUAUGUUUUUGACCGAGUGCUGCCGCCCAACACAACCCAGGAGCAGGUCUACAAUGCCUGUGCGAAGCAGAUUGUCAAAGAUGUCCUCGAGGGUUACAAUGGGACAAUUUUUGCAUACGGGCAGACUUCAUCAGGAAAAACUCAUACCAUGGAGGGGAAGUUGCACGAUCCUCAGCUUAUGGGUAUCAUACCCAGGAUCGCACACGAUAUUUUCGAUCACAUCUAUUCCAUGGAUGAGAACCUGGAGUUUCAUAUCAAGGUUUCCUAUUUUGAGAUCUACUUGGACAAAAUAAGGGACUUGCUUGACGUGUCCAAGACCAACUUGGCUGUUCAUGAAGACAAAAACAGAGUCCCCUAUGUAAAGGGGUGCACUGAGAGGUUUGUGUCAAGCCCGGAGGAGGUCAUGGAUGUGAUCGAUGAGGGCAAAGCAAACCGACAUGUGGCUGUGACAAACAUGAACGAACACAGCUCCAGGAGUCACAGUAUCUUCCUGAUUAACAUUAAACAAGAGAAUGUGGAGACUGAAAAAAAACUCAGCGGGAAGCUGUAUUUGGUUGAUUUGGCUGGGAGUGAAAAGGUCAGCAAAACUGGUGCCGAGGGAGCUGUUCUUGAUGAAGCUAAAAAUAUCAACAAGUCUUUGUCUGCUCUUGGAAAUGUGAUCUCUGCCUUGGCAGAAGGGACAAAAACACAUGUGCCAUACCGGGACAGCAAGAUGACUCGGAUUCUCCAGGACUCUCUGGGUGGGAACUGCAGGACCACCAUUGUCAUUUGCUGUUCUCCUUCAGUCUUCAAUGAGGCUGAGACCAAGUCCACGCUGAUGUUUGGACAGAGAGCAAAGACCAUCAAGAAUACAGUCUCUGUGAACUUGGAACUAACAGCAGAGGAAUGGAAGAAGAAAUAUGAAAAAGAGAAAGAGAAGAAUAAGGCCUUGAAGAGUGUCAUCCAGCAUCUGGAGUCGGAGCUGAACAGGUGGAGGAAUGGGGAAGCUGUGCCUGAGGAUGAACAGAUCAGUGCCAAGGACCAGAAGAACCUGGAGCCCUGCGACAACACACCCAUCAUAGACAACAUCACGCCUGUGGUUGACGGCAUCUCUGCUGAGAAAGAGAAGUAUGACGAGGAAAUCACCAGUCUGUACCGACAGCUGGAUGACAAGGACGAUGAAAUUAACCAGCAGAGCCAGCUGGCUGAAAAGCUGAAGCAACAGAUGUUGGAUCAGGACGAGCUUCUAGCUUCCACCAGAAGGGACUAUGAGAAGAUCCAGGAGGAGCUGACCCGCCUCCAGAUCGAAAACGAGGCAGCUAAAGACGAGGUGAAGGAAGUCCUGCAGGCCCUGGAGGAGCUGGCUGUCAAUUACGACCAGAAGUCACAGGAAGUGGAGGACAAGACCCGGGCCAACGAGCAACUGACCGAUGAGCUGGCCCAGAAAACGACGACACUGACAACCACCCAGCGAGAGCUGAGUCAGCUACAGGAGCUUAGCAACCACCAGAAGAAGAGGGCCACGGAGAUCCUGAACCUGCUUCUCAAGGAUCUGGGCGAGAUAGGUGGAAUUAUUGGCACCAACGAUGUGAAGACUCUGGCAGAUGUGAAUGGAGUCAUCGAAGAGGAGUUCACCAUGGCCCGCCUGUACAUUAGCAAGAUGAAGUCGGAGGUCAAGUCUCUCGUGAACCGCAGCAAGCAGCUGGAGAGUGCCCAGACGGACUCCAACAGGAAGAUGAAUGCCAGCGAGCGGGAGCUGGCAGCUUGCCAGUUGCUUAUCUCACAGCAUGAAGCCAAGAUCAAGUCUCUGACAGACUACAUGCAGAACAUGGAACAGAAGAGGCGGCAGCUGGAAGAGUCGCAGGACUCCCUCAGCGAGGAGCUGGCCAAGCUCCGGGCCCAAGAAAAAAUGCACGAAGUCAGUUUCCAAGAUAAGGAAAAGGAGCACCUGACGAGGCUGCAGGAUGCUGAGGAAGUGAAGAAGGCUCUGGAGCAGCAGAUGGAGAGUCACCGGGAAGCGCACCAAAAGCAGCUGUCCAGACUUCGUGAUGAGAUUGAGGAGAAGCAGAGAAUCAUUGAUGAGAUUCGGGAUUUGAAUCAGAAGCUGCAACUGGAACAGGAGAGGCUCAGCUCUGAUUAUAACAAGCUGAAAAUAGAGGACCAGGAGAGAGAAGUGAAGCUGGAGAAGCUCCUAUUGCUCAAUGACAAAAGAGAGCAAGCCAGGGAGGACCUCAAGGGACUGGAGGAGACUGUGUCCAGAGAACUCCAGACUCUUCACAACCUGCGCAAACUCUUCGUCCAGGACUUGACCACCCGGGUGAAGAAGAGUGUGGAGCUGGACAGCGACGAUGGAGGGGGUAGUGCCGCCCAGAAGCAGAAGAUCUCCUUCCUGGAGAACAACCUGGAGCAGCUUACCAAGGUGCACAAGCAGCUGGUCCGGGACAAUGCGGAUUUGCGCUGUGAACUCCCCAAGCUGGAGAAGAGGCUCCGUGCUACUGCAGAGCGCGUCAAGGCCUUGGAGAGUGCGCUCAAAGAGGCCAAGGAGAAUGCCAUGAGAGACCGAAAGCGCUACCAGCAGGAAGUGGAUCGCAUCAAGGAGGCUGUGCGAGCCAAGAACAUGGCCAGGAGGGCACAUUCGGCUCAGAUCGCCAAGCCCAUCCGCCCAGGACACUAUCCUGCAUCUUCUCCAACAGCCGUCCAUGCCGUCCGGGGAGGAGGUGGAUCUUCAAACUCCACUCACUACCAGAAGUAAAUGCAGAAUAUGACUCCACGUAGCAUGAAAAGGACUACAUUAGUCACCAGUUCCUUUAUUUCCCUCCUAUACAGUUUCCGUUUCUUUUUACACUUGCUUGCCCAGCCGUCUGUAGUACACCAGAUUCAGGUGUUUGCGCUGUGUAGAAUUUGUGUGCACAGAUACGUGCUUGGAUCCUUCUCCUAAGAAGUUGGAAGGAGGUGGUUACGCAAUACCCACUUCCUGCUCAGACGUUGCCACUUCUCAGCCUCCGGGGUUGCGUGGUCUCUGGAGGCCCCUGCAGUGCACUGGCCCAUUGGAAUGGAAUGCCCUACUGUGCCAUCCCAGAGGGACAACCAAGUGCUGUGGAACCAGUGACCAUGCUCUGCCUCGACUGUCCGGUUUCCUGUAAAAUAAACACAUCACUUUAUAUUUUUAGGGAACAAAAAAAAAGUGCUGCUAUAGGGUUCAAAAUUUUCAUUCUGAACACUUUUCCAAAACCAACCCCAGAGAGCAUUUUAAAUAUCCUGGUCAUAUCUUUGGAUCUGUAAAAUAGACCUUUUAGUAUGGCACCUGUUAAAGUGCAAAGCAGAUUUCUUCAAGGCAGAAAGACAGUUUGACGAUAGCAGUGUAGAACUUGCUCAUUCAGACACAUCUAUGAACGUGUGAAGAGUCAUAGAAUUCACCUCCACGAUGCUUGCUGGUGAACCUGCAGUGACUAGUCCUGGCCGGCCCAGUUGUUUGAACACCACUCCUGUACAAGUGUUGGAAAGGCUGCAGACUUGGGAGAGUGGAGAUGGGGCUGCCUCCCCUGCUUACAGCUUCCUCCGGAUCCCCUGGAACCUGCCUUGGGCUAGCCUCUUUCUCUGGCAAACAAACCAUCGCACGCUUGAGGAGAUAUUCCUAGAGAUCCAGCGUCCAUACUGUAGUUGGAAAGAAUUCCCUCGGGAGAAGUCAUUGAUGAGAUUUAUGCCUGUCUGUUUUUAUUGUAACCUGUCAUUGCAAACUGCUGAUUUAAAUUCUUUCUUUGGCACCAAAUAGGCUUCUUCUUCUUUGAGACACAGUUAGGGGGCAGAAAAAUCAGUGCGAUAGGAUUGGGGUUUUUUUUGGGGGGUUUUGGAAAUUUUUUGUAUAUUUAAUUAUCGCUUUAUUCAGAUCCAUGAAUCUAGUGGAGACUUACGUCCCGUUGGGCGUACUGAAAGGAUCAAUUGCCAAGUAGUAGCGUCUCGAGAGACACUAAGGAAGUCCAUACUAUGAGCUGCUAUUUGUUUCCACCGAUUGCGGUUUAGCUAGUAACAUCCCAUCCAUCUCAGAAAUCACCCACAUCGUCAUCAGGUGUGCCCCAGAAGUGUGCGUUCACACUGUCUUCUGAAGCUGGUACCCCUAGUGUAAGGGGAGACUCUAGGCUUUCCCAUGGCUGUGAGGGUGGGGGUAGAAAAAGUUAAUGUACUUAAUGUGUGUGCUUCUGCACUCUCGUGUGUAAAAUGUUGAGGGUUAUGUUUAUUACCUUCCAGGUUCUUCUGUAUAGAUUUUUCCUAACGCUGAUUUGACUUAAUUUAUUUGUUAGAUGUUGCCCUUUAUAACGGGGUUUUGUUUUUAACUAGGCAUAAAAAGAAGAUAACUUCUAUUGAAGUAUUUAUUUUACAAAGAUGAUUUUGCAUUUGUUUAACCUGUGUUUGCCUUGUUUCAUGUUGUCACCACUGUCUGCUCAACAUAACUGGCUGGCUGCUAUCUGGAGCCUGAUGGAAAGGUCCUUUGUGGGGCAGCAAGUUUGCAAGCCUCAUCAGGACUGAGCGAUGCCAGAUUAGCAGCUUACGGCCUAUGUUGGCCUCCGACUUGGAAGCUGAAAUGUUGGCCUUAAGAGGACCACCAAGGGAAUGCUCCUUGUCUCUAGGGCCCGCUGUUGUCUUUUAGACAACUGUGCUACUUUGUGUUUGGAAGUUGGGUACAGGUCAGGAAUGUGGUAGUCUUGGCUUUCAUUAGUAGCCAUUAUAAGAUGGAUUAUUUUAGAUUCUUCUAAAGCAAUUUCCCCCUAGGUUCUCACUUUCUACUUCUGAAGAAUUUGUGGGCACUUUCAAGUUUUAAAAGGCAGCAUUCAUUUGUAGUUCACAUUACUUGAUCUCUACAAGGGCCUUACCAAAUUCACUGUCCUUUUAUUCACAGAGAAGGUUGGCUUUGAUGUCUUGUAGAGAUAAUUCUGCUAGUUGCUGAUCAGCCAGUCAGUUCAUCUAGCGCCCUUCUUUAUAAGACCUCUAAUCUAAUUUUCUCACACUGUGACUAAAAGCUAGGCACACCAUUGGAACAGAUUAUGUGGUUUAUUUAAGCAAUACCUUAAUCUCGCUUUGACUAUUAAUUCCUUUAUCAGAGCAGUGUGCUCUCAGGCCUCUCUUU
Molecule: messenger RNA, 5325 nt
Organism: Rattus rattus (black rat)
Lineage: Eukaryota; Metazoa; Chordata; Mammalia; Rodentia; Muridae
Gene: Kif5c
Product: kinesin family member 5C
Exons: 26
Coding region: 88-2955 (955 amino acids)
Biological process (GO): microtubule-based movement
Molecular function (GO): microtubule binding; microtubule motor activity; ATP binding
Source: RefSeq, a predicted model, not a curated record